UCCAUCACUUCUACUACUCUCUCUCUCUCUCUCGCUGAGCACUCCCUGUUGUAUUAAAAGAAACUGAUACAUAAAAGUGGUGCCAUCUCCACCUUAACGAUGUCGGUGAAAGAGUGUAACCACCACAAGGGAAGGAAGAAAAAAAUAUUCCGGCGCAUAUUCUGGGGUAUAGUGAUCUUCUUGUUCAUCGUGCUGGUGACGAUUCUGAUAAUCUGGGCAAUCCUAAAGCCUUCAAAGCCAACCUUCAUCCUCCAAGACGUCACCGUUUACGCCUUCAACGCAACCGUCCCCAACUUCCUCACCUCAAACUUCCAAGUCACCCUCUCCUCUCGGAACCCAAACCAAAAAAUCGGCAUCUACUACGACCGCCUCGACACCUACGUCACUUACCGGAACCAGCAGGUCACCUUCCGCACCUCCAUACCUCCCUCUUACCAAGGUCACAAGGAAGAGGACGUUUGGUCGCCGUUUGUCUACGGCACUGACGUCCCCGUCGCUCCCUAUAACUUCGUUGGCCUCAGUCAAGACCAGUCUAACGGCAACGUCCUCGUCAUCGUUAAAAUUGACGGUAAAGUCCGGUGGAAGGUCGGUGCCUUCAUCUCCGGCCACUACCACCUCUAUGUACGCUGCCCUGCUUUCAUCACCUUUGGCCCCCAGAGCACCGGCGUUGCCGUUGGCAAUAACGCCGUUAAGUAUCAGUUGGUCCAGCGUUGCACCGUUGGCGUUUAA
Messenger RNA from Abrus precatorius (Indian licorice), 729 nucleotides. RefSeq names its product NDR1/HIN1-like protein 1. The coding region runs from base 100 to 729 and encodes 209 amino acids. The transcript has a single exon. Gene Ontology annotation, biological process: defense response to other organism. The record is from RefSeq and is a predicted model, not a curated record. NCBI's taxonomy places the organism in Eukaryota, Viridiplantae, Streptophyta, Magnoliopsida, Fabales, Fabaceae.